AUGGCACCGGUUCUUAGCCACCAGCUUUUCGCCUGUUGCCAUUCGAAGUGCCUGUUUCGGACAUGCCGCAAGCAACAGAGGCACAAUGCGCCCAAGGUCAAAGUUGAUCAGAGUCCUCUGCUCUUGCAAGACUACACUUUACCCGAGACCAAUUCAGCUGACCAGAUUUCUUCUCAAUCUGCGCCAUCGUCUGCCGGCGUAGCGCAUUCCCAGUCACACCCUUUGCAUUCAAUUCUCUACCGGCAACACUCGCCACUGUGGAAGUCGGCCCAAGACAGGCACGUGGCAACCAGUCUUUCGCGGUGUCCUCAUUUGACAAUCUUGAAACGAUAUUCUCGCGCUGCCCUUCAUUCCACCAAAUUGUCCCCUUCGCGACCGGUUGAAAUAGUGGAAUUAGAAUCAUCUUCUCAUGUACCCAUCACUUCCGCUCAGUCCUCCACACAGUCUAGUGACCCAUGCAUAAUUCACAAAUUUGUCCCACCCCUUUUUUGCCCCCAAGCUGUGCCCCUGCCUGGCUCAGAUUGUUCCUACACCCUCGACAACCUCACUCAUUUUCACUCUUCUCUCUCCUCUGCAUCCCAACGGACACUCUCAUCACCCGCUGACUGCCCAUCUGCGUCUUCGUCAUCUCCUUGUCUACGCUCAAAUGACCCGCUUCAGUCUCGCCUGCACCGAUUUACCACUCAACUCGACCAAGUGACUAGAAAGUUGGACCGCAUUGAGGUGGCCUGGGCUCGAACGCUCCGAUCACUCGACGACCACUUCCUGUUGGAUCCUGAUGCCCUGCAAUGCAAACCGCAACGAGAGACCAGCACUAGUGCCCUCAGGCAUGAUGACGCCUUCUAUCCUUAUCUUCGUCUGGUUGAUGCGAUCUGCUAUCAGCGAGAACGGGCCCUUACGAGACUCGGACGAGUUGCCAUACGCCUGAGAGAAUCGCGAACCUGGAUACGCCAACUUCUCGAGUUGAUCAAGAAAAUUAACAGGUACAAACGUGUACAAUUUGGCCAAGUUGUCGGUCUGCAUGCCACCCUAUUG
Molecule: messenger RNA, 1035 nt
Organism: Protopolystoma xenopodis
Lineage: Eukaryota; Metazoa; Platyhelminthes; Monogenea; Polystomatidea; Polystomatidae
Source: the annotation of a GenBank genome assembly